UUUUGGCGCAAGGCUUCUUUUAGUCCAGGUACGUUUGAUCUCCGAUCGUCGUAGCUUCGAAUAGCUGCCGAUACCGAAUAGCUUCGUAUAGCUUCAAUUUUCAAUCAUACACGUUCCAAGUUAUGUUUCGAACAAUGGCACAGCUUUGCGCAGUGGGGUUUGUAACUACGUGCGCUGAGCACGUGGACCUGCAGCUCAUGCAGAUACACACGGCCAGUCUCUUGCGUGGCAAUGGGAUCCGGCAGGGAUGUCAUACCUUGACCCAGGGCGACGAGUGUUACGAGAAGGUUCAGUGGGCGAUGCAGACGGGCAUCAAUUUGCACCCAAAGUGGUAUCUCCCUCUGACGAGUAAUUCCAGCUUCGAGGACUUCCAGCAGCACCUGCACGCCGUGGACAGGCUCUCUGACGUGUGUCCCAAGCCUUGUGCAGCGGCGCAGUCAGAGGAGCGACUGGCAGAGCGGUUGCCCGCAGUGCCAGAGGAAUGCCGCACCAGUGUCGAGGGCGACGAGUGCUACGAGAAGGUUGAGUGGGCAAUGCGGACGGGCAUCAAAAAACACCCAGAAUGGUAUCUCCCUCUGACGAGUACUUCCAGCUUCGAGGACUUCCAGCAGCACCUGCACGCCGUGGACAGGCUCUCUGACGUGUGUCCCAAGCCUUGUGCAGCGGCGCAGUUUGAGGAGCGACCGGCAGAGCGGUUGCCCGCAGUGCCAGAGGAAUGCCGCACCAGUGUCGAGGGCGACGAGUGCUACGAGAAGGUUGAGUGGGCAAUGCGGACGGGCAUCAAAAAACACCCAGAAUGGUAUCUCCCUCUGACGAGUACUUCCAGCUUCGAGGACUUCCAGCAGCACCUGCACGGCGUGGACAAGUUCUCCGAUGUUUGCCCCAAGCCUUGCCCUUGGCGGUCAGCAGACCAGCUCCGGAUAAGUUCUGGAUCCCCGAUGCCUACAGCUCAGCAUGUUGGAACUCCAAUGCCAACAGAAAUCCAUGAGGAUGACCUACUCAUAUCGGCCUACCCUGGAUACGAGCAAACCGGUCGCAAUUGCCAGUGUGGAGAGCCAAUAUUACAGUUGUCAGAAGAGUUCGAGUCUCUCGAGUUGUGUGCCUCGGAGUGCUCAUUGCUCCCCAACUGCAAGGCCUUCGGUCUUCACCCUUGGCAGUCGAUCUGGCGAGGCCAGUGCGAUCUCUACGAUGCACCGUGUGGGGAAACGAACGGGCAUGACUCCAACACCACCUGUACCAACCCAACCCCGCUUGGAGCCAUCAGUGUCAAUUUUAACCGAGUGCCGACGCCCGCGCCCACGCCUGCACCCACGCCUGCACCAGACCGUUGCGAUGUUACGGAUGGAUCGUUUCUGAGUUCUUUCUACCCGUGUCAGUGCGGGUCUGAUGUGGUGUGUGUCACAAACGAGGUUUGCUCAAAGGACAGGUCAGGCUAUUCGUGCUCUCCUCCUGGCAUUCUCAAGGUAGAAUGGCCGUGUUUGACGACUUCGAUCGGCAGCCCCUACUUCGUGCUUGCAGGGAGCAGCGUAACAGGAGCGCCAGUAUACAGCAACACCGAUGGCAAUUACAUAUAUUGGGACGUGUCGUGCGAUGGCAUCGAGCGACCUUUGCUAUAUCAGCAGCCGCGAUGGAUCCUCGACUCAGACUCACCAAAUAUGACAGCGACCAUGGAUUUAGAUUCUGAUUCGGAGUGCUCUUAUUUUGGGCAUCACGGUAGUUCUGAUUUCAGUGGUGUCCCUCUGGGGAGCACAAUUUGGGCGGUGGCAUGCGACGGUGAAGUUUCCAACAUGACGGUGAACAUCACUUACGAAACAUAUCUUCCCACCCCAUCGCCGACGAUGGAACCUGGGGCACCGUGCACUUGUGACCAGGGAUGUGGCAUGUUUCCUUACCUUGACUUAGAUGGUGAUGGUUGCCUAGUGGAGGCAGAAGUAAACAAAGAUGAGAGUCUCAACGGGCAUUUUGCCGAGAUCGACACGGACGGUGACGGCUGCGUCACCCAGACAGAGUGCGGGGAUUCGCCGUAUUCGAGUGGUAUGCUCAGGUUCCCAAUCCAGGGCCCAGCUGAAUGCAGCUACGGAUACUAUUUCAUGGACGGCACCAGCGUCUGCCAGCAAUGCACCAACGGUGCCACGCGGCGGCGUCGCUCAGAGGCCUGCGGCAACUGCCCCGCGGACAAAGAGGACGUGGGCGACUUCGACAACUGCAUCUCGGGGGUGUGGCUCACUGAACCCCUCGCGGUCGGGUCCCGCGUUGCCUUCGUCAACAAGGACAUCGACGAGAGCGGAGUCUUGUUGCAGAAGGGCGAUGGGAUCACCGUGUCGACGCGGAACCCUGGUCACUUCGAGAGAAUGAUUAUCGUCGACAAGGUUGGUUUCAAUGAUACCCAGAGGCUGUCGUCACACCACGAGUCCCUGCUCCGUACGAGUGGGCCUUUUUUCGUGCUGGACCACGGGGUGCACGCGCCCUUCGUCAAGUUCGACGCGAUCGUCUCCGCCUGCUCGGACGUCAGUGGACUGUCGCUCAGCGGACAGUACCCAUGCGGAUGCGGCAUCGAAAUCUGCGAUUUCGGGUACAGGUGUGACGAGGAGUGCGGUGGGAACAACACGGUCCUCGAUUCCUACGCGGGCAGCGGCUACGGGAACGGCGGAUGUUGCCUCGGCCCCCCUGUCUCUCCUCUGCCCACCCCGGCCCCGACGGUGUCGGCCAGGGGUGACCCGCACUUGGUCAACCUUCAAGGCGAGCAUUUCGACGUUAACCACGGCGGCGAGUUCACAUUGCUCCGGAUCCCGCAGGCCGCCGACAGGACCGCCGAGGUGCAACUUCGGGCAACGAUCCGACCCGAGUACGGGAAGCCAUGCACCACGUACAUCACCGCGGUUGAGCUCUCGGGCACGUGGAUCGGUGAGGCGGUCGUGCAGGUGCGGUCCUACCUCAGGUCACACACCAAGAAUGGAAGCGACGAUUUCUUGGGGCUCCGGGUGCUGGAGCCAGGCGCGCCAGAAGAUGUUCCGUGGACGAGUCUCGCGGAUUGGACCGAUGGGAACAUCCGUCUCUCCGAGCAGCAGGCAGAGGAAGGCGUCAGGGUGACAAUGUCCAAGUCACAGUGGCGCACCAAAAAGAGCGUGAAGGAAGGAUUGCCGACCGUAGCCGGACAGAUUCAGAUCACAAUGCAAAGCAAGGUGAGUGAAGAUUCCGCGACGAUUGUCGUCCGCCAAGACCUCCCCAUGCAGGAGCACCUGAAUUUGGCUGUACGGCGUUUGAGCGCACUCGGUCGUGCAGACAUUGGCGGACUUCUUGGGUUCGAUGCGCAUGUCGAGUCACUAGAGGACGUCACGCCAGAGUGCCAGCGUCACAGGGAUGGGCUGGACACGAACAAAGGUCCGCGCUCAACACCACGCUGGAAGAUUCGUUGGCAGAGGAUCAAGGAGCAGCGCGCGAGCAAUCCCGUACCUGGUGGGUCAAUGAAUGACAACGAAGCGGCUGCCAACUUCCUUGGCCUUGGUAAGAUGCGAAUGCAAGAGAAGGACAUGAUGUGCGUCUGCCCCAACGGAGGUCCCAUGCAUCCCACAGGGGACCACUAUGCCGCGAAUCUGAUAGGUGGCAGACGCCUGGGCGUCCUUGCAAAGUUCCAGACUGGCAGGUUUGCGGAGGCAACGUGGGACUGAUGAGCACGCAUCGAAUUGGCCGGCGCGAUCGCCGGCAUCUAUCCGCGCAGCAGCCUUGGGCUCCCGUGUCCCGUGUCUACCUCAAGAAGCUUGCGGGGUUGCGGCUUGGGCGCCUGGCAUGCCUUGCUACGUCGACACGGGUCGCCAGAGGCGGCGGGAGAUUGGUUGGGGCUUCGGCGGGGGCCAGCGGAGAUGAAGGAGAGAGAGAGAGAGAGCCGUCUUUUCGUAAUCAAUUCAUGUCAGCUACGCACUUUUGUGGCUUUUGAUCCGUUGAGUCUUCUUCGGUUUGCGUGUGCGUGCUCGAUCCCCUUGGCUUCGCAAUGUGUUUAAUAACACGUCUUGGGGCUUCUGUACCAUGUGCGCACGCGUGUAUCGGGAGCAGCACGUCGAUUGGACGUACCUGAUACCGAUGCUCCUGGGCCAGUGCGGGUACAGGAAAAAAAACGGCCCAAGAGACCCCG
Prorocentrum cordatum is the source of this 4129-nucleotide messenger RNA. Lineage: Eukaryota; Dinophyceae; Prorocentrales; Prorocentraceae. The record is from the annotation of a GenBank genome assembly.